This is a messenger RNA of Paracoccidioides lutzii Pb01, 1644 nucleotides long. RefSeq names its product GTPase-activating protein GYP1. The coding region runs from base 1 to 1644 and encodes 547 amino acids. Gene Ontology annotation, molecular function: GTPase activator activity. Gene Ontology annotation, biological process: activation of GTPase activity. The transcript has 5 exons. Gene Ontology annotation, cellular component: Golgi apparatus. The record is from RefSeq and is a predicted model, not a curated record.
AUGGUGAGGAACAUAUCGCCUUAUUCGCGAACACACGCAUCGCCAAUGCUAUCACGUACUAGCAGUAACAACCGGAGUAGCUCUAUGCCGUUAACGGACUCAGGAGGAAUCACAUCACCGCCUCGUCAUCCGUACGCGAGCGUAAUGGCACAAGCUGGUGAAGACUGGAGCCACGAUGAUGAUGGAGAUGAAGACGAACUCUCUUAUGAUGAUGAUGAUGAGGACGAGUUUGGGCUCCCCAGCGUUACGAGCAUGCGGAAAAAGAAGUCGAAAGCUCCCUCUCGACAACAGGCCCAGGUUAAAGGGAAUUAUGGGCGGGGUAGAUCGAAAAGCAGAUCAAAUGGCUCCUCAAAUCUGGCACCCAAUUUAGGCACUUUGAGGCUACGUGCAAAUAGCUCUGAUAUUGCAGAGGAACGAGGUGUCCUCACCUACCCAAUGGCAAAGAGAGCUGACGGCAAGAUCUUACGUCCUCAGUACAAGGAGAUACUGACAGAUCCUGCAAACUCACUACACCUAAUAAAUCACUCUCCACCUCCAACAAACGGUUCACCCAAAGAACUAGAAGUUCACUUGAGUCGUAUUAGCAGGAUCAACAAGUUCAAACGAAUUCUCCAAGCAAGCACCGUAUCGCUUCCAGAACUUCGCGACCUAGCCUGGUCUGGUAUUCCAGAUGAAGUUCGAGCGAUGACUUGGCAGCUUCUACUCGGAUAUUUGCCAACAAACAGUGAGCGCCGGGUCGCUGCUCUGGAUAGAAAACGGAAGGAAUACCUUGAUGGUGUUCGACAGGCCUUUGAAAGGGCCAGCUCAACUGUUGAUAAACUAGGCGAAACGGGCUCUACAUCAAAUGUUGGGAAUGGAAGAGGUUUGGACGAAGCUAUCUGGCAUCAAAUAAGUAUCGAUAUUCCCCGGACAAACCCUCAUAUUCCGCUAUAUGGCUACGAGGCAACGCAAAGAUCCUUAGGAAGAAUUUUAUAUGUUUGGGCUAUACGUCAUCCCGCAAGUGGAUACGUGCAAGGCAUAAACGACCUAGUCACACCAUUCUGGCAGGUCUUUCUAGGGGCAUAUAUUACGGAUCUUAACAUAGAGGAGGGAAUGGAUCCAGGGCAACUACCCAAAGCUGUUCUUGAUGCCGUGGAGGCUGAUUCAUUUUGGUGUUUAACAAAGCUUCUCGAUGGUAUUCAAGAUAAUUAUAUAUAUGCUCAACCUGGUAUACACAGACAAGUCGGUGCUCUGCGCGAUCUCACGAUGCGGAUUGAUUCCACGCUUGCAAAACAUUUAGAAAAUGAGGGCGUUGAAUUCAUGCAGUUCAGCUUCCGGUGGAUGAACUGUCUUUUGAUGAGAGAGGUCAGCAUCCAAAACACAAUAAGGAUGUGGGAUACCUAUAUGGCCGAAGAGCAAGGCUUCUCCAGGUUUCACCUUUACGUAUGCGCAGCUUUCCUUGUCAAGUGGUCUGAGCAACUGCUUAAGAUGGAUUUCCAGGAAAUCAUGAUGUUUAUCCAAGCCCUUCCCACCAAGGAUUGGACCGAAAAAAAUAUUGAGCUUCUCCUGAGCGAGGCGUUUAUAUGGCAGAGUUUGUUUCAGGAUUCGAGUGCCCAUCUCCGCUCUAGCGUUGGGACGCCCUCUGGCGCGGGGAAAUGUGAUUAA